CAAAAGGAGCCCCGCCGAGCAGCGGGAGGAAGCUUUUUCCUCAGGAGUCAGACCAGCUCCCCGACGGGGCCUUUCCGUUUGGCGCCCGGCCGAGUCCGCGCAGCUCCCCGGACGCGCGUUUUAUGGCGCUAGGACCCAGGCAGAGCGGAGCGAGUUCCGAAUGAGGCUGCGGCGGUCGUGUGAAAGUGAAUGGCUGGGGCGCGUCGGGAAAGCGGGCACGGAGCAAGGCGCGUUCGGAUCCCCGGCGGGCUGGGCAAGGGCGCGUCCAGCAGCAGCAGCAGCCCCUAGGGGGUCUCUCUCCACCUGCCCGCGGCCAGCGCUGAGGUGCAUAGCGUAAUGUCCAUGCUGUGCUACACUCUGAUUAUAGCAUUUCUGAUUGGCAUAUGGGCAGCACCACAAUCUGAAGAUAAUGUCCCUCUGGGCUCCCCUGCAACAUCUGACCUUUCUGACACCAGCAGUGCUAAAGCUCACGAGGGUCUGAAAACAUCUCAAAACACUGAUCAGCGCCAUCCUGCUCCUAAGAAGGCAGAGGAUCAAGAAAUUGCAUCGGCAGCAAACAUCAUUGUGGAUCCCAAGCUUUUUCAGAAGAGGCGGUUCCAGUCGCCUCGUGUUCUGUUCAGCACUCAGCCCCCACCAUUGUCAAGAGAUGAGCAAAGUGUGGAGUUCCUGGACAAUGCAGACUCUCUUAAUAGGAAUAUCCGGAGCAAACGUGACAGUCAUCCUGUGCAUAACCGAGGGGAAUAUUCUGUGUGUGACAGUACCAGUGUCUGGGUUGCCAACAAAACCAGAGCAACGGACAUCAAAGGCAACCUGGUGACUCUGCUGGCAGAUGUAAAUCUUAAUAACAAUAUCUAUAAGCAGUACUUUUUUGAGACCAAGUGCAGAAAUCCAAAACCAGUACCGAGUGGGUGCAGAGGCAUUGAUUCCAGGCAUUGGAAUUCUUAUUGCACCACAACACACACCUUUGUUAAGGCAAUAACCCAGGAAGGCAAUCGGGCAUCCUGGCGCUUCAUUGCGAUUGACACUGCCUGUGUGUGUGUAAUCAGUAGAAAAACUGAAAACUUCUGAUUGACCAUUGAUUGCUCCAAUACUCACUUUCUCCCCAUCCCCU
Molecule: messenger RNA, 1111 nt
Organism: Thamnophis sirtalis
Lineage: Eukaryota; Metazoa; Chordata; Lepidosauria; Squamata; Natricidae
Gene: NGF
Product: nerve growth factor
Biological process (GO): nerve development; cell surface receptor protein tyrosine kinase signaling pathway; negative regulation of neuron apoptotic process
Cellular component (GO): dendrite; synaptic vesicle; axon
Molecular function (GO): growth factor activity; nerve growth factor receptor binding
Source: RefSeq, a predicted model, not a curated record